UUAAAAAUAAAAACAUGAAUAAUUUAUAAGGUCUCCAUUUAUUAUCCAUUAAAUACACACAUUCCUGGCCUUGUUCAAAUAUGACAGGAAGUUCAGAAUCAUCGGAUAAAAUGGAGCUGAGCUGGCGUUUUUUUCUCCUCAUUUGAGAGACACGUGCGGAGUGGCAGCUCUUCCCUGAACACCAGUACUUAAGAACUCUUACAUUACACAUUAAUCUAAUCCUAGCCAUUUCCCUGGGCUUUUAACAUGAGUAAGGAAGCAGGAGGCCAAGAAAUAAAAGUGAGAAGUUCAGUGGCAUUAGAGUCAUAACAAGGCGAGAAAUUAAAUCAGUUUUAACUUUGAUCUCCAGCUUCUUCUGUUUAAAAGUCGAGUUCUGACAAAUAUUAGUGUUAAGUCCUACUCUACAACUUCAAUUUCCUCUGUAAGUUGAAAAUGGGAUGAAUCACAUUUCGGACGCGUCUGAAAGAUGAGAAUUGCGAGGCUAUUAUAUUUCUUGGUGUUACUAAUCUAAUUUGACAUCAUUUUGUUCACCUACAAAAUGACAACAGGGGCCGUAGCGGUGUUUAUUGAGACAGGAUUGAGAUCUAAAUCUAUGUUGUGUAAUCUUUAAAAGAAAUAAUCCUAUUACGCUGACUGCUCCAUCGGAAUGACUAAGCUAGACAUCCACAGUUUGCAUUUGAAUUGUUUGUAUGUGUGGAGGGAUGGUUUACUCUUAGACUAAGUUGUUUUGUUUUUUUCCCUUUGUGUGCAGUGAUGAACUACUGAAAUGUGGCUUUACUGAAGAUUAUGAUCAUAAGGGAUUUUCUUUAGCCCUUUAUCUGUUGUUGAGAGGGACAGAACUGACUGCAAUGUGCUGUAGGGUUAAUAGUGUGAUGGAUCCACUGAGAAUAUAAUCAACUUUUUGCAUCUAAUAGAAGAUGUUCCUCUGGUCCUCAGUGUUCUCUAAGGAGCCACAGGUUCCCUGUCAUCGCUCACCUGAGGAACUGGUAACUAACAUGUUGAUGUUAGAGUUGGGAUCUCUGGUGAAGCGCACCGAACGUCUCCACCAGGAGAGGGCAAUGGAGACCCGCAGGCGCAAGUCCAGUGUGGAUUACAGCUGGCUGGCAUCAGUUCCACAGAGAUCCUCCCGUGAGAUCUCACCUGGAGAGAAACUGGAGCUUCAAGACCUGUGCGCCAAGAUCCCCCCAUCCCAGUGCGGUCCACUCAUUCUCAGACUGAGGAAAAUGGUGACAGAGCUUGAGCCGGAGGUGAGUGAGGUGUCUCGCGUGUUUCGGGCCGUACUCUGCAACUACCUGGAUGAGAUGGAGGAGGGAGCCGCCAUGGAGAAAGCGCUGAAGGUCCGGGUCAGCCGCAGCAAGAGCAUGUCCGUCAUCAACCUGCGCUCACGGCUUCGUAUCAGCCCACUCUGGAGCAGAUCCACAGCCGGCCGAGAUGAUGAGGAUCCUGGCACUGAGGAAGAUGAAGAUAAGAUCUACAGGAACAGGAGGAUCAGGAGCAUGCCACAUAUCAGCAUAGUGGAAGAAAAAGCACAGACCUGAACAAACGGACAAUUUUGGCAAUGCUGUAGCUUUUUUUCGCAUAGUUUAAAGCAUUGCUUGUUCAGUAAAGGAAUGCUUUUCUAUUUUUAUUCUUUUUUUUGGUAUCAGACGGUUUUUAUAGCUUGGUCUUGUUGAUUCAUCAUUUAGAGAUUUCCCUUACAUCAAACAUGACAUAUUUAUCAAAUGCCUGCAUUAGGACUCCCAACAACUGAU
Molecule: messenger RNA, 1751 nt
Organism: Danio rerio (zebrafish)
Lineage: Eukaryota; Metazoa; Chordata; Actinopteri; Cypriniformes; Danionidae
Source: RefSeq, a predicted model, not a curated record